AUGGUGUCUCGAGGGACGGGGUCAACCCAAGAGUCCCGUUCUAUCACGCGUGUGCCUAACCAACAAUACAUCGAAGAGCAGGGAUCCACUGCCACUGUAGAACUCGGUGCAUUCGUGCAUGUUCCGAUUCAACAAGCCAUUGAAGAUGCAGACUCGACGCGAGAAAAGACUCCUAUGACGCAUAUUGUUAACCGACAAGGACUCCAAGGUCCACAGACGACACAAUAUACCAAUUCAUCAACGCACGCUCCGGAAACACAAGCCAUCGAAGAUGAAGAGUCGACCCAAGAAUUCACGGUCCCGCCACACGCCCCCCGGUUCCAAGAUGCCUUACGUGAAGUUAUUGCUUCAGCUUCAACGGAUAUUCCUGAUAGACAAGUCAUCGGAGAUGAUGAGACCACUCAAGAAUUUACUGCUUCAACUAUCACACACGUUCCCAAUGGGCCAGCUAUAGAAGGUCAAGAAGCUGCUCAGAAAUUGACUGCUUCAGCUUCAACAGAUGUUCCUGAUCGACAAGCUUUGGAUUGUGACGAGACAACUCAAGAAUUUACUGCUUCGACCAUCAUACAGAUUCCUGAUCAACAGGCCUUUGGCGACGAAGAGAGAACCGAAGAACAUACUGCUCCAAAUGCGACACAAGUUGCUGAACGACCAGCUAUUGAACACGAGGAGACGGCCCAAGGUCACAUUGCUUCAGAACGCAAUACAGAUGAUUCAAAGUCAGAUCAUGAAUCCACCGCCUCAUCAUCGACGCACAACUCUGGUAGACACGCCGCUGAGACCCAGGAGACAGCUCAAGAAGUCCCUAUCUCGACUUCCUUUGCCGCAAACCUCCCUGAUAGACAAGUUGUUGAAGCUGAUGCCCUCACUCCUGUACCUCCGUUCACCAUAACACCUCUGCCAUCCACCGCUCUUACGCACGCCACUGGUACGCAUGCCAUGGAAGCUCGCCAAGAGGACAGCCAACCUUGCCGUGCGGGCCCUGCUUCUUAUGCCGCUUCGAUCCACGAAGUUGCUGCUACUUCCUCCUCGUCUGAAGUGCGGACCGAAGCACGAAACACUGAGAUACCGAAGAAAGACGACGAACAGCGGCCAGAAAUCAGCAAAGAAAUCAUCAGUGCCUCCACGACUGUGCCGAGUGCUCGGCUCACCAUCGCGUACAAUCGCCGUUUCAUUGCCAACGACAAAGAUCUGAGCAAAGAUGUCGUACGCCAUCCGAGGACUGCCACUGGAUGGGACUUGAUCAGCGUUGUCCAAAGCGCAAAACAUGCCGACUUUAUGAUCAACCUGUCAUAUCACAACCGCCCUGUUGAAGAAGCCGUUCGUCGCUUUAUCCCGUACUCUCUCUCUCUCCAACUCAUCUUCCAGCCAGCCAGCGACAACUGUGUCUUGUCCAACCGCGGUGGUGCGAAAUUCUACUUGGAGCACCUGGAAGCGGCAUGUGCAUGCACUCGAAACACAAUUGAUAGCAUGCAGUGCCACGUCUUACUCCCUGGCAUGUGGAGGAUCCUGACGCGUAGUGAGAAGCCGCACGAGGAUGAGGAGUACAGCCUAGUUCAGUGGUUGAUACUGCCGAGAAAAUUCACUGCUUCAGCCGAUGGCGAAUCGACCAAACGACAGAAGCUCAGCGAGACCCGUCGGGUUCGGAAACACCAGGAUACAGCAAUCCUCAUCAGGGAUCUUGGAGAUGGGCAGUCCAUGCGUAUUCGGCGUGUGCCAGGCGACACGGCAGAUUAUGAGUUGCAGCGCAUCAAGCACAUUGCCUCGACGGCGUCCGCAUAUGUCUUUGCGUGCCGGCACUCCAAAGUGGCUGGGCCUUUGGCUGUCAAGGUUAUCGACUAUGACACUGAAUCCGUCAACCGGUUCAACAGAAGAGCAGCCGCCCAUCUGACUGCCCUUGUGGCAGCCUGGAAUCGGGAGUUGACUUUCUUGCAAACAUUCAACCAUAACCACAUCGUUUCGCUCAAGGCCUUUGAUGGCCGUUUGUUGGCCCUUUACAUGGAGAAGCUCCCCCCUUCUCUUGACCGCGGUUCUACUACUAAGCUAGACUCGUCAAGCGUGAGGGCGAUUCUAUACGACAUAUCGUCCGCUCUCGUUUACUUGGAGAGGAAAGGCAUCGUGCAUCACGACAUCAAGCCACACAACAUUGCACAUUCUCCUGCCCGGGGCGCUGUACUCCUGGAUUUUGGACAGGCUGCAGCAGCCAAAUCUUACGAGCCACACGGCGGAACGCCUGCCUUCCUGCCUCCUGAAUUCUUUGACCACGGUGACCGCGGUCAUGCAGGAGAUGUGUGGGCAUUCGGCGUUACAAUGCUGUAUGUGCUAGGCAAAACCCCAAUGCCCAGCUUACGGCUGGAUAUUCCUCUGCGUGACUUGUACAAAUUCGGUCGGCCGCCACAGGUGGGAACGUUGAUGAAGUCUUUUGGGCUACUAAGAGAAGGGUUGAAUCAAGAGGACGAGAUUGAAAAGUUGGUGUUUCGGAUGCUUGAACCGAAACCCGCGACACGAGCGACGGCCAAAGCCAUUGUGUCGGCGCUGGAAAAUAGUAAGUGA
Trichoderma citrinoviride is the source of this 2553-nucleotide messenger RNA. Its product is annotated as kinase-like protein. Gene Ontology annotation, biological process: protein phosphorylation. The record is from RefSeq and is a predicted model, not a curated record. Bases 1 to 2553 code for a protein of 850 amino acids. Lineage: Eukaryota; Fungi; Ascomycota; Sordariomycetes; Hypocreales; Hypocreaceae. Gene Ontology annotation, molecular function: ATP binding; protein serine/threonine kinase activity. Gene Ontology annotation, cellular component: cytoplasm. The transcript has 2 exons.